Messenger RNA from Gigantopelta aegis, 1783 nucleotides. Its product is annotated as lymphotoxin-alpha-like. The transcript is spliced from 5 exons. Gene Ontology annotation, cellular component: membrane. Gene Ontology annotation, biological process: immune response. The record is from RefSeq and is a predicted model, not a curated record. Lineage: Eukaryota; Metazoa; Mollusca; Gastropoda; Neomphalida; Peltospiridae. Bases 298 to 1113 code for a protein of 271 amino acids. Gene Ontology annotation, molecular function: tumor necrosis factor receptor binding.
UUACACCUACCCAUUGAGCCCUUAAGAACUCGCUCUGGGUUGGAGCCGGUACCGAGCUGCGAACCCUGUACCUACCAGCCUGUAGUCCGAUGGCUUAACCACUACGCCACCGAGGCCGGUGCGACGGACGAGGGAGGAAAAUAAAACUGGGGGGAAACCCACUUUCCCAGACAAAAUGGCUACCUGUGUAGAUAACUUGUCAAAAAUGACCAUCAAUACCAGGAAACAAGUUAAAUAUGAGUGGUUCUCCAGCAGGGAUCUAAAUUCUUCUCUUGACAGUUUUGCCCAACACGCAGAAUGUUUCCAAUUAGUCAGUCUGUGGCCAUUUUCCUGAUGGUUACAAAUGUGAUGCUGUUCUCUGUCGUGGUGUAUAAAACAUCACAGCUCUACACGAAACCGCACUCUACCGUCUUCAGUAACUCGGAGAUCUGUCACAAGGCCACGUGUAUACCAGGAGAGACGUGCUGUGACGUCACUGCAACCAACAAAACCGUCAAUGGUUCUUUCUAUUGUUGUUACCAUGACUACGGGGAACGUGUUCCUAGUAUUAUGCUAAAGCAACUGGACCAAAAUUAUGAAAGAGAUAUCAGAAAUGACUACCAUCUCCAGAGGGUGAGGAAAGUUGCUGUUGUUGUAAACGAAGACAAAACUCAACAGAAACCCGCAGCUCAUCUGCAGAUGGACCCUGAUGCGCAGUAUGACAAAGAUAAAUAUAUCUCAGCUCUCCGGUGGAAAUCAAAUGGAAAGAGAUCGUUUGUGAAAGACGGACUCACUGUCGUUGAGGAAGGGAUUCGGGUGGAGAAAGAAGGGAACUAUUUCAUCUACAGCAAUGUAGUGCUUUACAGUCCCCAGACUAAGGAACUCGAUUUCGCCAGACUUUGUCAUUACCUGUACAAACGCGUUCCCACGACACCAAGGCCUACAGGCCAACAGCUGUCGUCCAACUGCCGGUCAACGUGUAAAAUCCAACGAGGAAAGCCCGCCUUCGCGACAUCCUACAUCGGCGCUGUCUACCACCUGGAGGCCGGGGCCACGGUGAUGGUGAAGACGUCGUCGGUGGAGAGACUUGUCAAACAGCCACAGUCGACGUACUUCGGAAUUUACAUGAUAUAAUAGUUUUCGUUUGUAGUGACCGCUUGUGUUUGCUGUUCAUCUAAAGUUUGUUUUGUUUAAGGACACCACUAGAGCACAAACUGACUUAUCAUUGACUUAGGCCUAGGCCUAUAGGAUGUCAAACAUUUGGAAUGUUUUACUCGUAGUCUUAGAUAAGAAACAUGUUUCCAUCAGCAGAGUGUGCAUUGUUCCCAGACAGGACAGAACAUACCACGGUCUUUGAAAUACCAGCCGUGGAAACUAAACCGCCAGUGUUAAAUAAACACUGUUAGUUACUGCAGUGUUCACCGUUAGUGUUCUUCUGAUAACCGAUAGUAACAUUAUACACUGAUAGUGGCUGCAGUGUUCGCCGUUAGUGUUGUUCUAGUAACCGAUAGUGUAACAAUGAACACUGGUAGUGGCUGCAGUGUUCACCGUUAGUGUUCUUCUAAUAACCGAUAGUGUAACAAUGAACCGUUAUAUUGUUUAAUAAGAAUGUUUCUCGUGUAUUUUAUUGUUUAUAUAUUACGUAUUUAUAAUAUACAUGUAUAUUAAUUUUUGCUAUUGAUAAUGUGAUUUGUUUUAGUCUCUCAUAACGCCCUAAUGAGUCACCUUUAUAUUGUUUAUUAAGAAUGUUUUACUGUGUGUAUAUUCGGUGAGAUUUCAAUAAAAUAUCUAUACAUCUGCCUUA